AUGAUUUUAUAUUUUAUUUCAUUCGCACGAAAAGGUGAAUUUGAAACAGGUUUUGAUCGAGGUGGUCAAACACGUGAACAUGCUAUGUUGGUAAAAACUGCUGGUGUGAAAUUUCUUGUUGUAUUAGUCAAUAAAAUGGAUGAUCCAACUGUAAAUUGGGAUGAAGAAAGGUACAAGGAAAUUCAAAGCAAACUAACUCCAUAUUUACGCAAAUGCGGCUUUAGUCCGAAAACAGAUAUUGUAUACAUUCCUGUUUCGGGUUUAACUGGAGCGUUUUUAAAAGAUCGGCCUACUUCCGAGUUUGGUUCUUGGUACACAGGCCCAUGUUUUAUCGAAUAUAUUGAUUCUAUGUUACCGUCAUUCAGUCGUGAUUACGAUGGACCGGUGCGUGUGAUCAUUGUGGAUAAAUACAGUGAUAUGGGCACCAUAAUUAUUGGAAAGAUGGAAUCUGGUGUUGUUGUGAAAGGCCAGACGUUGACAGUUAUGCCAAACAGGACAAACAUUCAAGUGAUUCAGUUGUGGUCAGAUGAUGUGGAAGUUGAUAAAAUUGUUUCUGGUGAUAAUGUAAAACUGAAAUUAAAAGGGAUUGAAGAUUCUGAUAUCUUGCCUGGUUUUGUCUUGUGUAGUCCGGAAGCGUUAUGUCACGUUGGAAGAGUUUUCGAUGCGGAAGUAGUCAUUCUCGAUCACAAAUCAAUAAUCGCAUCUGGCUACUCUUGCGUGUUACAUAUUCAGUCGGCAACAGAAGAAGUUGUUGUAAAGGCUGUGAUUUGCACAAUUGACAAGAAAACGGGGAACAAAGUAAGAGCACGAUUCGUAAAACAGGAUGAAAAGUGUAUAAUGCGACUAGAAAGUUCUGAAUCAUUUUGCCUUGAACCAUUUAAAAAUUUUCCACAGAUGGGCCGUUUUACAUUGCGUGAUGAAGGCAAAACAAUAGCAAUUGGAAAGGUACUAAAAGUUAUAGAGUAG
This is a messenger RNA of Thelazia callipaeda (thelaziosis nematode), 966 nucleotides long. Lineage: Eukaryota; Metazoa; Nematoda; Chromadorea; Rhabditida; Thelaziidae. The record is from the annotation of a GenBank genome assembly.